AUGCAUCUUGCCCGGCAGAGGGACACGGCCGAUAGCACAGAGCCGUCGAACGAUGAGCGAUGCCAUGUCUUCGACGAGCUCCAAUACAAGCACAUCAAGGACCAAGACUUCCCUCUGCCCACUCCAGAAAAUUGCCACAUCACCGAGCAGAUCCAGGACAUGGGCAGGGCCUUCAUCACCGCACACGUCGCCGUCAGGAUGAGCCUGGGGAGCUGCCCGUCGCCCGUCUGCUUCACCGGCAUCUUCGCCGCCGUCGAGCGCCGGAAGAGGGCGGAGGAACGAGGCCGGCUCGACCUGUACCUCGCCGAGCGCGAGAGGAUCCGGAGGCUAAAGGACGACCGAUGGGUGCACGAGCACUGUGCCAAGGUGGCGGUGGCGUCGGACAGGUCGCCCCUCACCAGUCUCCUGACAAGGGCCCUCUCGGAGCAGACGGCCUGCGGCGACGGCGACGACCAGGGAGAAGAUGACGAAGAAGAUCGUCUGUCUGCGGGCACGAUGAGCCACGAGGCUCACGUGAUCAGCCAGCGACGGCGAGACCGAGGAAGCCCUGAUGGCGGCCCCGAGCCUCCCGCCUCACUGCUCCAGGGAGACGGGCCGGGAGACGGGCCGGAAGACGAGACGGGCGGGGAGGAAGACCUCGGCAAUGCCCCGGGCCUCGCCUGCGAUGUGCUCUCCGGCCACUAUCUCGUCCCCGACCCUGCCUCCGACCCGGUUCUCCGCUCCCGUCUCCCCGGCCUACGGACGGGCAAGGCUCAGAGGGCAGGCUGGGAGGUGGACGAGUACUUCCUGCCCAAGGGCCUGCCGAUCUGCAAGGCUGGGGAUAUCAAGGCCGCCAUAGACGCCUACAUCACGAGCCGAGGCACGCCGGUCUGGAAGGCCGAGGGGAACCCGGAGGAUGCCAACCUGAGCCUCUUCUGGUCCUCCGGUCUACCCCUCCCCCGGGCCGAGGCGAGAGCGAGGGGCAGAGCCUUCCUGACGGAGAUGUGGCCGGGAAGCGAGAGCUGGAGGAGGAGGCGGGAAGCCCUGGCCGGUGCCGUGGCCGCGGGCCCCGUCGCCCUCCCCGGCAUGCCUCCCGCCGAGACCCAGCCCGAGGUGGGAAACGACGGCGCCGACGCCGACGUGCUUGCCAGAGGCACCGCCUGCAGACGGUGCCCAGUCGCGGUCUACGAGCCAUGA
Geosmithia morbida is the source of this 1176-nucleotide messenger RNA. RefSeq lists its product as uncharacterized. NCBI's taxonomy places the organism in Eukaryota, Fungi, Ascomycota, Sordariomycetes, Hypocreales, Bionectriaceae. The record is from RefSeq and is a predicted model, not a curated record. The transcript is spliced from 3 exons. Bases 1 to 1176 code for a protein of 391 amino acids.